Racocetra persica is the source of this 1410-nucleotide messenger RNA. Lineage: Eukaryota; Fungi; Glomeromycota; Glomeromycetes; Diversisporales; Gigasporaceae. The record is from the annotation of a GenBank genome assembly.
UAAGGAUGGUUCCGAAAGAAUUUUGGCACGUUAAAAUACUUUAUGCAAAUUCGAAAGCCGAAGAUCUUAACGAAAGUCAAGUCUUACCGAAAAUCGAAAGUCCAAAAUUUAUUUCACACGGGGAUCUUUUAUAUCCGUUCUUGGAACACGGUGUUAAAGUGAAAGAAACCUUAAUACACCAAAAUGUUCAUGAUUUUCAUGAUCCACUCAAGAUCACCUUUGACAGCAUUAAUAGCAACUUUCCAUUUGGAUUAAUGAACCGUCAAAAUAAGACUGAAGAUUAUUUAAGGGACGCUCUACACAAAAAGAAAUCAAUGGGAAAGCAAAACGUUCCUAAUGUUGAAUUCUGCAUGGAGCUAAUAAAGUACGAAGAAAAGGAUGAUCAUGUCAUCGCUGUUGUAAAAAAUACAAAGAACAAUGUGGAAGAAGAAAUUAGAUGCCAAUAUUUAGUAGGAUGCGAUGGUGUACAUUCCACCGUCAGAAAAGGAGGAAAUGGAUGGACUUUUGAAGGUCAGACAUUGAGUUCUUCGUGGGUUAUAGCCGACGUAGAGAUUGUUCAUGAAUUGGUUAAAUACGACCAAGCAAUUAGUUUCGCAAUUGGUGAUGGGUCCAUUGCAAUAUUUCCGUUGGAUGCCAGAAAAAAUACUGUCCGUAUUGCUGUCAAAAUUCCUGAAGAGGAGAACAAUCAUGAAACUAAUGGCCACGUUACGCAUGGUAUCGAUAUUACUCUGGAAGAAUUGCAGAAAAUGAUUGACGUGCAAAUUACCCCGAUUAAAUUGGAACUAAAGAAUCUGGUAUGGAUUUCUCGCUUUAAGAUUAAUGAAAGAAUUGUAAAUAGAUAUCGAACAGGCCGUGUGUUCGUUGCUGGAGAUGCUGCUCACUGUCAUUCGCCACUUGGUGGUCAAGGCAUGAAUAUGGGAAUUCAAGAUGCUCAUAACUUAGCAUUUAAAUUAGCUUUAGCUAUUAGAAAUCAAGCAGCUGACGUUAAUAAACUUCUUGAUAGUUAUGAACAAGAACGAUAUCCCGUUGGUAAGAGCGUUGUUGAAGGUACCAGUUUUGCUACAAAAAUGUUACUUGCUAAUGACUUUAUUAGCACAUUCCUUCGAACGCACGUUGCUCCUUUUAUGUUCCAUUUCUUUCCUCAAACUACAUUUAAAUUCCAAGACAAAUUAUUCCAUUAUGAUCUUAAUUACUUGCCUGAAACUUCCGAAAUUUUUCAUAAGCAUAAAUGUUGUUCAAAUGCUGAAAACAAAUUGAUCAAAGCAGGUCAUUUCGUACUAGACGGAUUAUUAAAGAAAAUAACCUCUCAUAAAAGUCAUGAGCACAUAACUAUGUUUGAUGUCUUUCGUUCAACCGCAUUGAAGCACACCUUAAUCCUCUUCACUCUCAACAAGGGUGUCACUGUUGAUU